Messenger RNA from Ruditapes philippinarum (Manila clam), 2633 nucleotides. RefSeq lists its product as uncharacterized. Lineage: Eukaryota; Metazoa; Mollusca; Bivalvia; Venerida; Veneridae. The transcript has 4 exons. The record is from RefSeq and is a predicted model, not a curated record. The coding region runs from base 125 to 1711 and encodes 528 amino acids.
AGUGCAUUAUUUAUAAUACCCAACAUUCAAGAUUGUUGACAUAAAAUUAAAUUACGCUUCCUUUUAGCAGGUUUUUAUAUUUCAAAAGAAAGAAAAACCCAGAGUUAUAAGAUGUUAAAAGGAAAUGGCUGAAAGUAUAUUGGAAGACAACCUAAAAUUUUUGCUUUUAGUUGAAGGUGUUGUCAAAAAAGCUCAAACAGAGACAAAAAAUAAGAAUUCAAAAAUACUUUGUGAUGGAAUAAGAUACUUUAUCGAGACCUGGCUUUAUCUGGUAGAACGAAUAAGCCCACUUUAUAAAGUAUCAGAAUUAAUUCCAGUUGGAAGUUAUGCCGAGGGAACUAAAAUAAUACGAGCAGACGAAUUUGACUUUUUGGCUGUUAUUGAAGAAUUGUCAAAACCGGAUGUGAUAAAGAUAGAUGUAAAUGAAAGCGACAUUAAUCAAGGUUUGGUAAAAAUCGUAGUAGCAGACGAAACAUUAAAGUUAAAAUGGAGUGGACUUUGUAAAGAGGGUCAUUUGAAAUGCUUUCAGCCAAUAAACUUUCCCAAUAAAAAUGAAAGCAGAUUUGGACAUGUUGUUAUUCAAGCUUUAAAAGAGUUUAUAAAAAGCUCGAAACAACUAGAACUCUCAAUCGGAUCGCCAACUCACAUCGAUUGCAAUAUUCCUUUAUGUAAAGUAAAUGAUACGUUUUUACAUUUCAGAGGAGCUCGUUUUAAAGCACCUAAUGUUAUCUUAAACUUUGAAUACGGGAACAGAGAGGUAUCGGUUGAUGUUUCACCCGCAAUAAGAUAUCAUAAAAUCCACGAUUGUUUCAGAGUAGAUGACUGCGUUGGUCCAAAGUUUUCUGAACUUGUCCUUCGUCGCAAAUCUCUGCUGCUUGUCGGAACUGAAAAGGAAUCUGAUUUUAAAGUGACUGUAACGGAAGCAGAGGUUGAAUAUAUAUUGACUGUCAUGAAAACCGAGCACAAGAUCAUCUAUGUAUUUCUCAAGUAUGUCAAUAAAUUAUUCACGGAAAUUUAUCCUUCCUAUCUUACACUUACUUCAUACACUCUGAAAACAGUUUGUAUUCAUCAUGAUGUGAAGUGUGCAAAGAACGAGAGAUCCAUUAAAGAAUGUUUAAAAUCAGUAAUCAUUGAUCUAAAUGUUAGUUUAGAGCAAUAUUUUGUUGCAAGUAUAGUAAAUAAACAUAUUAAUCUUGUCAAGUCUUUUAAUAACGAUGAUGACAGAGAUUAUGCUGUCCGAGCUCUCAAUGAAAUUUGUCAGUUGCCUACAGAAAUUGAAACCGUUGAUGACUUUGAAACAUUUAUGAAGCAGGUUGCUGAUGUUGAGCGACUGAAGAAAGUGAAAGCUGCAGAGGAAGCCGCAAAAAGUAUGAGGGAAAUUUCUGAAAUCUUUGCUACCGAGCUUCAAGAAAAAGUUUCAAAUAUUGUUGCUAUGGGAUUUGAUCCUGAUGAAGUGAAAGAGCUUGUACUAGGUCAUUGGGAUAGUCCUGAAGAUUAUAUUAUAAGAAUCCUACAGGCUGAGUGGCGCGUAAGGGAACGUGAAAAGAAAAAGCUUAAAGUCGAAGAAGUCUGUUCCGCAACUCAAGGAAAGCUAGUGUCUGACACACAUUCUGUCAACGAAGAACAUUUAAAUGGUGAUGUGCCUGAGGAGCUAUCAAGUCAACAAAGUAGCGCCACUCAAAUUUUGUACCAACGGCAGAAAGAUGUUUAAACAUUUUCUAAACAGUCUCAGAGUACAAGCAAAAUGUUUGUGAUACACUCAGCGAUGAUAUAAAGUUUUGUAUCUCCCUGAAGUUCGUGUCUUCCAAGAGGGUCACGAUGUUGAAACAAUUUUUAAUAUUUUUAUACAAAAGUAUUGGCAGUAUUUAGAAUAAAUUGAGAAUGUGCGGAGAAUUAUGUAGAUUGGCAAUGGAGAUUAUACUUAUACAAGAUCUAAAGUUUUGGAUACAAAACCUUUAAUCCCAUAUUAACAGUCGGGUAGAUUCGAAAUGAAAUGAAAAUGUUAAACUCAGUUUUAUUCUAUAUGUGUAACAAAAAGUUGCUAUCCUGCAAUGUUUAAUUGUUAAGGGAAUAUAAAUAAAUAGUUUGUUUUAGAUGAUACUGAACGUACUUUCAUAUAUUUAUUAUAAAUUCUAUAAGUAAUUACCUAUGCAAUAUUAAAUGUUGUAAUGAGACAGAGUACGACCAGAAGGUGAUCACCGAUCCACUAGGUAAAUAAUGAACCCGGGGACCGACUUAUUUCACCGACUCAUCUCUUACGUCUAUUAAUGUCUUUAACAAUACAAUACCAAACUUCAUUCAGUCAAUUACAUUAACAUAUGGUUAGAACUAAAACAAACAAGAAUAGAGUAGUUCAAAAACAUUAACAAUUCAAAAUAAUUCUAAAACAAUCCAUAUACUUUGCUCACACGUCUCAUAUAAUUCUUAUUGAAUGGCAUAUGUACUUCUGUGAUUUAUUUGACGUACAUUUGAUGAGACUUAAACUAUUUGAGCUUGAACUUGUAUACGUCAUAUUUCGGAUCAGACUGAGUCAAACUGUUGUUACUUUAUUUGCUUUCAAACGAAAUUGUGAAAAAUAUCAGAAUCUUUAAGUCGCUUAAAUCAAUAUAUGUAUUAAAACAUUAACAUUUCAA